AUGUCUGGUGGAAGGGGGGAUGGUCGUUCCAUUAAAGAGAAAACUGUAUUAGUGGAUGUAGGUGAUAACCGGAAUAUAAAAGCUGCCGAUGUCAUCGCUAAUGUGGAAAAAGAAGUUGGUGAGGGAACAGUCCUUGCAUGUGUUCCAAAAAGCGGUAAUAGUUAUGAGCUGACGUUGACUGAUAAAGAUACUUUGGAUUUGAUUGUAGACACAGGUUUCAAGGUGAAUGACUCAAAUUUUAUACCCAGAGCUAUUUUUUCGCGUGAUAAAGUUGUCAUUUUUUUCAACGUGUCACAUUAUGUGCCCGAUUCAGAAAUAAGUGAGAAAUUAAUGGAGUUUGGUGUUAUACUCAAGUCGCCUAUUAAGCGGAAAAUGCACCCUGGUACGGACGUCGCUAAUGGUACGAGGGGUGAAAAUGAAAAUGAAACAACUAAUAAUGACACAGAAAACGAUACCAAUGCUAACAACUCGAGAAGCGAAACAAAUUCUGACAUUCCUGAACGUGAAACAAACACUGAACAACAAGAAAAUGAUGGUAUGAAAGAGAAUGAAGCUGGAGACGAACACACGGAUGGAGCUAAUGGUGAUGUUGAUAACAUGGAGCAGAGUGAUGAUGACGAUGAUAACACGGCGAAAAGUGACGGUGAAGACGAUGAUGAUACCAUGGAGGAAAGUAAUGCUGACGACGAUGCCAAAGAUGAACAAUUUGAUGAAAACGCUAAAAAAGACAAUGAUGUAACAGUUUCCGAUGAAAAAAAAAUGUCUGGUGUUGAUAAUGAUGAACUAGAUUUGAUGACUGAUGAUGAACAUUCAAACAAACAAGAGACAGUAAAUGUUGAUAAUAAAAUGCAUAGAAAAGGGGGGUCUAGCCCAUCAAAAUUAGAACCACAGCCAGUUCCUCGUGGGCCUAAUUUGACCGAUACUGCUGGUAAAAAAACAAAAGUUAAUGAAUCCAAGGAAGCUGAUAUUGAAAUGACCGACGAGGAAUUGGCUGCGAAUAUGAGUAAAGUAAGGAGGAAACGUUUAGUUUCAUCUCCAAAAGUUACUUCAGAUGGGCUUAAAAAAUUAAAGAGGGAACCCAAGAGUAAAAAAUCAAAUUCAAGUUCAUAG
This is a messenger RNA of Mytilus trossulus (common blue mussel), 1110 nucleotides long. RefSeq names its product protein PFC0760c-like. The coding region runs from base 1 to 1110 and encodes 369 amino acids. The transcript has 2 exons. The record is from RefSeq and is a predicted model, not a curated record. NCBI's taxonomy places the organism in Eukaryota, Metazoa, Mollusca, Bivalvia, Mytilida, Mytilidae.